This is a messenger RNA of Anguilla rostrata (American eel), 997 nucleotides long. RefSeq names its product suppressor APC domain-containing protein 2-like. Lineage: Eukaryota; Metazoa; Chordata; Actinopteri; Anguilliformes; Anguillidae. The record is from RefSeq and is a predicted model, not a curated record. Bases 180 to 716 code for a protein of 178 amino acids. The transcript is spliced from 4 exons.
CUGUUCCACCCUUCCUAUUCACACUAUUCCAGUGCAUUUUCUCUUUCUCUCUAUUCGGUCCCGCUGUUUUUCUGCAAACAGUCCUGCUCCUGAUUUUUCCUGUUUUUGUUUCCCAGCACUUGCUCUUCAGCUGGAUCUGACCCACCCCUCUCCGUCCCCUACCUUGGUCUUCCGUCUCUAUGGUAACAAGCCAGGUUGGGCCCAGGGGCCUAGAAGCUGGGGACUUGCCUGACCGACCCAGUCCAGCCUGGAAAACAGUUUGGGCCACGUACACCACAGUCUUCAUUCCUCUCAGCAGCAGUCUGUACAGCAGCAAGGCACUAAACUUCUUCCUGUGGCUGAAGCAGAUGAAGGAGUUGGAGCAGGAGAAAGAUACACUGUUGGCAGGACUGGAAGUAUUGGAUCAGGCCCGGGAGUGGAUUCAGGACCAGAUCCAGCUUGUGACUGAGAGACAGAGGCACAUGGGCCAAAGCAACCACUGCAUGGAUUUUAUCUCAGAACCUAGCCAUAGUCGCCUGAACAUCCUGCUACCCAAAUUACAACUGGUCAACCACUGCCUCAGUGACCUCCUGUCUUGCUCUGGUAUGGAAGUGAGAGAAAAGAGUGACAUGAUCACUCAGCUUCAACAAGAUAAAUCUGCAUUGAUAAAGAAGCUUUUUGACCAACAUGCUCGAAGCACUCAAGAUGACAGCACUCUGGACUCCACCUUCAUCUAACUGCACACAAAGGGGUGGUGCCACUGCAUCAAUUGCCAUUAGACCUCUCCCACAAGGGCAGCAUCCUGGAUCCUGACUACAUUUGACCAAGCCCAUUUCCCUUGACUCCACCUAUCUCUGACCCUCCCCUAAGGACAUGUCCAUUAGUUUAAAGAUCCUCUAAAGCAGAAUUGCUACUGGAUAGGGUGGUUAAUAAGACAAAGAUCAAGCACUUGAGUUCAAAAGUUUUCCAUUCUAUUGCUACAGUGUCCAAUAACAAAAUAAACUAUCCCCAAACAAUG